Messenger RNA from Vespa crabro (European hornet), 674 nucleotides. RefSeq names its product histone H2B-like. Gene Ontology annotation, cellular component: nucleosome. The transcript has a single exon. Lineage: Eukaryota; Metazoa; Arthropoda; Insecta; Hymenoptera; Vespidae. The record is from RefSeq and is a predicted model, not a curated record. Gene Ontology annotation, molecular function: structural constituent of chromatin; protein heterodimerization activity; DNA binding. Bases 264 to 635 code for a protein of 123 amino acids.
UAUAUGAAAAGACAUAUAGUUAACAAUCAAAUGUAUUAUUUUUAUAAAUUAGAAAAUAAUAUAAUAUGAAGAUCAAGCCAUUUAGGUCAAGUUACAAUGGUAGAAAUGCACGAAGUGCUCUGAUUGGUGCGCUCGAUGAGUAGCCAUUCCCUAUAUAAACGAGCACGCGACUGGUUCGCUUCAUUCCGCUCGAUUCCGUACGUGGAGCCAUAUCGAAUACUUUACAGCUAAAGAACAAAAAAAAAAAGAAAUCUUAUCCGAAGAUGCCGCCAAAAGCCAGUGGUAAAGCAGUGAAGAAAGCUGGUAAGGCACAAAAGAAUAUCAGUAAAACCGACAAGAAGAAAAAAAGAAAGAGGAAGGAAAGUUAUGCCAUUUAUAUUUACAAAGUACUCAAACAAGUUCAUCCUGAUACCGGAAUUUCAAGCAAAGCUAUGAGUAUUAUGAAUAGUUUCGUUAACGACGUUUUCGAACGUAUAGCUGCUGAAGCUUCAAGAUUGGCUCAUUACAACAAACGCUCGACUAUAACUUCCCGAGAGAUACAAACUGCCGUACGACUUUUACUUCCAGGUGAACUCGCUAAACACGCCGUUAGCGAAGGCACCAAAGCUGUUACUAAAUACACCAGUUCAAAAUGAAUUGAUAAUAUGUGGUGCAUGCAAACGGCCCUUUUUAGG